Molecule: messenger RNA, 1534 nt
Organism: Medioppia subpectinata
Lineage: Eukaryota; Metazoa; Arthropoda; Arachnida; Sarcoptiformes; Oppiidae
Source: the annotation of a GenBank genome assembly
GUAAAGCAAAUCAAAUCGCAUUUAAUGUACCAAAAUACUUGACAACAAAUAUUUUUAGUGCUUGUUUUUGUUAUUUUAACAUUAAUUAGAGUUGUAAUCAAAAAAUGUCUUUUGGUUUAUUGCCAGUCCUUUUGAUCAUUAUUUAUAUCUUAUACAUCACUGGAGCUGAAGUACGAGGGCCUGUGCGGACACAACCCGAACAAAUUCACCUCUCAUAUGGAGCCGAUUCGACACAAAUGAUGGUCACGUGGACCACAUUCAACGCCACCAAUACAUCAACUGUUGAGUUUGGGAAGAAUUCUUUGGAUCAGACUCUCACUGGACUGAGCGCUUCAUUUAUCGAUGGCGGUAAUGAAAGCCGACAAAUAUUUAUUCAUAGAGUUAUGUUAACACAACUUACACCCGGAGACCAAUACAUCUAUCACUGCGGAAGCACUGAUGGCUGGAGUCCUCUAUUUAAGUUCAACGCCACGAAGAAUGGCAGCGAUUGGAGUCCAAGAAUCGCUGUUUUCGGUGAUUUGGGAAAUGAAAACUCGCAGUCGAUUCCCAGAUUGCAAGAAGAUGUACAGCGAGGGCUAUACGACAGCAUCUUUCAUAUCGGUGAUUUUGCAUAUGAUAUGGAUUCUGAUAACGCGAGAGUUGGCGACGAAUUUAUGAGACAAAUUGAGUCGAUAGCGGCGUAUGUGCCAUAUCAGGUGUGCCCCGGAAAUCAUGAAUAUAAAUACAAUUUUUCCAAUUAUGACAACCGAUUCUCAAUGGUUAACAGUGGAAGUGGUUUAAUGAAUAACCACUACUAUAGCUUCAAUAUAGGACCCGCACAUGUCAUCGCAUUCUCUACGGAAUACUACUAUUUUCUUCAAUACGGAUGGAAACAAUUAGUCCGACAGUACUAUUGGCUCAUCAAUGACUUACAAGAGGCUAAUAAACCUAAGAACAGAGCGUUGAGGCCAUGGAUUAUCACAUUAGGCCACCGACCCAUGAAAGGACUGCCAAUUGUGCGGACACUUGGAUUAGAGGAUGUGUUUUAUGAAUAUGGAGUAGACGUGGAGUUAUGGGCACACGAACACGUCUACGAGAGAAUGUGGCCCUUAUAUAACCGCACCGUUUAUAACGCCAGUCUAUCUCAACCAUACACUAACCCCUCAGCGCCCGUCCAUAUAAUCACCGGAUCCGCUGGAUGUAAGGAAAGACACGACCCGUUCGUACCCAACCCUCCGCCGUGGAGUGCCGUUCGUAACUCAGAUUACGGUUACACAAGACUUCAUAUAUUAAACGCUUCACAUCUAUCACUGGAACAGAUAUCUGACGAUCAGAAUGGAAAAAUUGUGGACAAAAUAAUGUUAAUUCAAGAAUCACACGGAAAGAGAAAACCCAUUCCAUAGCUAUUAUGAACAACAUAUCGAUUGCAACUUCUUUUCACAUCUAUUUAUAAAAUACUAUUCUAUAAAUAAAAUUAUGAAUUAAUAGUUUAUAUCGUAUAAUACAGUACAAUAACACAAUAAUUAUGAAAUGAGCUAAACAUUUCCAAUACAAU